Molecule: messenger RNA, 879 nt
Organism: Sphaerodactylus townsendi
Lineage: Eukaryota; Metazoa; Chordata; Lepidosauria; Squamata; Sphaerodactylidae
Gene: IFT25
Product: heat shock protein family B (small) member 11
Exons: 6
Coding region: 365-790 (141 amino acids)
Biological process (GO): intraciliary transport
Cellular component (GO): cilium; centrosome; intraciliary transport particle B
Source: RefSeq, a predicted model, not a curated record
GCGCAACCGCAGUGACUGACUGACGCAAAACCUGAAGGGGGUCGGAAAGGAGGGGGAAAGGAACGGCGCCAUUUUCCCCACUCAAAUGCAAAGCGGGAUAGGAAAUAGUUUGAGCAAGAUUAUUAAUGAUAUUAUUAAUCUUUCAGCAACCGCACUACUGAGUGCAAAUCGACAGUAUUGAGCCUUUCCGAGAGGGCGGUGCGGAAAAAAUAAGAACAACUGUGUAUGAAGCAGACACCCCACUUAAUAGCAGCACAUUAUUUAAAACAAGCAUAUGCACGUAGAGGCAGAAUUGGCUGCUAAGCAACUGGACAACAUUCUCAAUAAAUGGUUUGGCCAUCUUGAUGAGAACUGAGAAGAGAGAAUGAAAUCAACAAACUUCUGUCUUAGCACUGAAGGAGCAGAUGUUAUUCUAGCGACAUCAAAUGAUGAAAAAUAUCCUCCAGAAAAUAUAAUUGAUGGACGAUCUGAAACAUUUUGGACAACAACUGGGCUGUUUCCACAGGAAUUUAUUAUUUCUUUACAUAAAUGUGUAAUGAUAAGCAAACUCACAAUCCAGUGUUAUUUAGUGCAGACAUUACGGAUUGAAAAAAGCACGUCUAAAGAUCCAGUAGAUUUUGAGCAUUGCAUUGAAAAAGACCUGGAAUAUAAAGAAGGGGAACUUCAAAUAGAAGAAUUUUCUUUUCCUGAGUUCCAGGCUACACACCUGAGGUUCAUCAUUUUAUCUGCCUUUGAUACUUUUGUGUCAGUUCAUAGGAUAAUAGCGGAAGGAAUAGUACAAGACAUUUAAAGCCAAGGUUGAAAUGCUAUGUUCAGAAGAAGAGUAAUAAUAUGGUACUGAUUUUUCUGUACAUUAAAUAAAGCAUGCAUUCCAUUAAA